AGCUUUUCUAACUUACGAUGCUGUCAGUUUAAAUCACAGCAUCAAGCUGGCUGCGUACGUACGCAGCCAUCGUGGGGUGAUGUUCAGUUGAAGGUGCAGUUUAAAAAAUAUGAAAAGAAUUCAAUCAGAACAAAGUAGGCUUUUUAUAAAAUUGAUUAAAUCGCAUCAUAUCUGUAAUUGUAAAAAUAGCUUAAAAUUAAACUUUAUUAGUUUACCAAAUCAUUUAGCAUCAAGGCUUAUAAAAAACGAGCAAUUGAGUCUAGUACGGCUAUAUUAAGCUUACAGCAUUAUAUAGGUGUCAUUACGACAAUUCUUGUGGCAAGGUUAAACCAUCGUACUGUUCGUAAGUUAAUCCUUCUACGCUAUAUUCCAGUUUAUUUCGUUCGUUCCAUUUCAUUUACUUGAUGUCUUAAACAGUUUAAUGAAUAAUUAUUGCACGUGAUAACACCUCUGGUCACCAAUAAUUAGACAAUCAUUAUUAAAUUGCUACUGAAACCCAACUAUAAACGGAAUAAUUACUAGACAAUUUGAAACAAAAUCGUUAAGCAAAUUAUGGUUUCAAGUUUAGUGUGCUUGAAAGCGGCCUUCGUUGAACAUGUUCCGCAAGAUUGUUCGAAUAUCCUUUGCGAUCCACGCUUUACUCAGUAUUCGUGCACAGGCCGAUCGACAAGAGCAAAUUUUAGAUUAUCUAACCAAUAUCACCCACAAUCUUCAGAUCCAACAUGCUGAAGUGUUUAAUUGCUGGCUACUACAGUUUUCCAACAAAUCUGUACUAUCAACGAUGCUGAACGACAUCGCACAGCGCCUGAAUAAUCAAGAUGUCAGUCUGUUGCAAGCGGACCAUCGGGGUCAGCAUGUUCCUACAUUCCGAGAGCCCAACUUGGUCAUAAUACUGUGGGGAAACCAACAGCAAACAUUUAACAACUUCUACACCAGCCAGUGGAUAGUGAACAUACCGCCCGAAUGUCCUACCAUUGUCCUGUUUGAACAUGAUGAAACUGGGACUGAUCAGCCAAGGAAAAUUGGAGAGUAUUUCCAAACGAGAUUGGUGUUCUACUUCAUAUUGAUCGCAAUCAACGAGGACGCCGUGUUCUGCUUUCGUUAUCAACCGUUACGCAUCACGAGUCACUCCGGCCUCCCCACGCUCGAUCAACUGUUCUUCGACCGGCUACAGACGAUGCAGUUCAAAAGUUUAGUGGCCGGAUACGUUAAGGAUUACUACACAUCCAUUUACUGUGAAAAGCUGCACGGUGAGGACACAAUGCUGUUUCUUCUCUUUGCUGAAACGCAACAACUAACACUUCAUUUGCAACAGCUUCGAUGCAACAGCAAUGAAUCUCUGGCCCAGUGUGUAUCGCGGUAUAAUCCGAUACAUUUGAUGCUAAAUCGAUAUUUUAUGGUGCAGUACGACAAAUUCGCCGUAAGUGGUGUAGCCAUGGAACAGUUCGCUAUUGCCACACCGAAGGGACGCUUGCUUACUGUGUGGGAAAUUAUGCUCAAACCAUUCCAGCAGUCUGCCUGGGGCAUGAUACUGGGCAUCCUUGUAACCUACCAGAUAAUCCAUCAGCUGAAGCCGACACUUUUCUCCAACAAUCUGCUAGCUUUGGCACUCUUUGGGUUUGAUAAGCGACAGCUAGUCCUUUCCAAAAGCAUCGAGAAAAUAACCGCUUGUGCAUUGAUCGUGCUAUUUUUCCAACUCAAGUGUGCGUACGAGGCAAAGCUUGUAUCGUACAUCACCGAAGCGCCACGUGUCCCAGACGCUAAGUCAGUUGAAGACUUGCGCGAACGCAACAUCACUGUACAUUAUAGAAGUUUCAAUAUUACGUUAGUGCAUAAACUACACGGUAUGGUCAAGUUCUACGGCAAAGAUCAAUUCGAAUUCGAUGGAAUAACGAUUGUGGAAAAUCGUGCUGCUCUGAUUACGAAAAAACUGUUUGCCGAUAACAUGGACGGCUACGGAACGCAAUACACACUACUGAGCGAAAAUGUGUACGAGGCUAUUCCGUUUUAUGUAUUUGGCGCCAAGUCCCUGCUGACCAACAUUCUGGAGUAUUUAAUUGCUGGCUACUACAGUUUUCCAACAAAUCUGUACUAUCAACGAUGCUGA
Molecule: messenger RNA, 2107 nt
Organism: Anopheles merus
Lineage: Eukaryota; Metazoa; Arthropoda; Insecta; Diptera; Culicidae
Exons: 4
Coding region: 596-2107 (503 amino acids)
Source: RefSeq, a predicted model, not a curated record